Molecule: messenger RNA, 4471 nt
Organism: Astyanax mexicanus (Mexican tetra)
Lineage: Eukaryota; Metazoa; Chordata; Actinopteri; Characiformes; Acestrorhamphidae
Gene: znf839
Product: zinc finger protein 839
Exons: 7
Coding region: 334-3618 (1094 amino acids)
Source: RefSeq, a predicted model, not a curated record
CCGGCCCCGCUGCUCGGUGUCGUAGCGGGUAUGGAUGGCGGGUCUCUGUCUCUGCGCUCCGCUCACUCACAGCGCCGCACGCCCGGGGAUUACUGCAGCCUCCGCCGCGGGGUCUGAGAUGCUAUUACGCGGAGAAUUUAGUCAGACGUUGAGGCUGUAUUUUGAGAGUAAACUGUAGUAAUUGAGGCGGGUGAUUUAUCUCUCCUUAUCUCUCUCUCUGUGUAUUUUUCUCUCAGUUUUUCUCCCGCGUCUCUCAGUCUAUCUUUCUCUCAGCCUCUGUAGCUAAGCUAACUUAAGCUAAGCUAAGCUAACUAGCUAGCCUCCAUAUUCAAAAUGGCGGACAACGAGGAGGAGGGUAGCACCAGUGCAGCCAGCGCUGCCACAGUCACUGCUCAGCCCGGGGACGAGUCCCUCAGCGCGGCUCAGCCUCAGACUCCAGCCGGUGACCUACCGAGAGCUGAAGGCGAAGACCGAGGCGAGCCCUGCGAAGUUACGGUGGUCGGUUCGACCGUUGACGUUGACGAAGGCUCCGGCCAGGCCUCGCUCCUCCACAGCGGGUCAGCAGAAGCCGAGGCGAAAGAGGAGCUUAUCGGAGCCACGCAGGAGCUGCACAUUCUGGGCACUGAAGUAUUAACCUCCUUCGUGCAGACUUCCGAAAGCGUGGACGGAGCCGUGGCCUCCGAGUGCGCCACCGUUAGCGGCGAGUUUCUGAACGCGCUCGCUCCCGCCACCACCAUCAUCUACGUCCAGCCGGACGGCAGCUUCGUGGAGAGCUCCGGGCUUUCCGCGGAGGAGCAGCAGCAGCUUAUCGAGCAGCUCUCGAAGCAGCAGCUCGUCCAGGUCACGGGCAGCGAGGCGGCCCGCAUCUUCGAGCCGCCACACCCCCCCAAAACCCCGGCCUCCUCCUCCGUUAGUGCCGCGGCCUCCGCCCCCUCUCACACGGUCAGAACUGCAGCCAUAACCCCGGCAGACGUCCAACAGGUGGUGGAGCACGUUCACAAGUCCCAGGCGAGCCCGGCCCGCUCUACCACCACCACCGUACAGAUCCCACACAAAAUACAGCCGCGGACCACCGUCGCAGCUCAGCCCACCUCUUUCAUAACGCUGGAAGCGGGCAGCCUGAUCUCCGGAGCCCCGCUGACCGCCACGCUCCAGCCGCAGCCCUUCACCAUCGUUCAGAACGCCGCGCAGCAGCUGCAGACCGCCGCCAAGCAGGUCGUCCUACAGCAGCAGCAGUCCCAGAACGGAACCCUGAUCCAGCCCAAGCCUACAGAACCGAUCCACAUUCAAGUACAGACCCCACUAAAACAACAAGAGCUCAAACAGCGGCAAGCUGCUCCCAUCACAAUCCUGCAGUCGCCAGUGAAAGUCUCUACCGUAGGGACCGUCACCACGCCUCAGAUUAUCCACAUCACCCCCGUGCCCGGACAGCAGCAGUACUUUCUACAGAAUCCAGGAGAGCCUCCUAUUCAGCUGCUUCUGCAGAAGCCGGCUCCGGUGGUCAGCAGCAUUUCUCUCCCAAUUGUGCGUAAAAUUCAAGCUCCUUCUGUGGCGUCUACAGCAGUGACUCCUGCUGUGGCUUCUACAGUAACGUCUACGGUUGUUCCUGCGGUUUCUCCUAAGGUUGCUCCUAAGGUUGUUCCUGCUGUAGCUUCUCCUGUUGCUCCUGCUUUGGUUCCUGCAGUGGUUCCUAUAGUUUCUUCCACAGUUAAACCUAAAGUCACCCUAAGCCCUACUCCUGUAAAAACUCCUGUAGCUAAGCCAGCAGUCGUGGCCACUCCCCCCACCUUAAUCUUGACUCCAACUCGCCCCACCACCGCCGUCUCGUCACCAACAACUAAGGUAUUGACUCCUCCAACCAAGAUCACCACGGUGGUCACCAAGGUGGUGGCUCCUACUGUUGAAAAGGAAAAACCCAAAGUGAAGAACCGUCAGAAGAAGCCUCUGAAAAUCAAGACCCGCUCUGGCCGGGUAUCCCGCCCUCCUAAACACAAAGUGAAGGACUACAAAUUCAUCAAAAACGAGGACCUGGCCGAGAGCCACCAGUCCGAUUCUGAUGACUACUCCGAAAUAAGCGUAGAGGAUGAAGAAGGUGAGGACGGCAAGAAGAAGGGAGCAGAUGAUGGAUUAUCACUCCGCAAAAAAGCCUUUAAAUGUGAAAUGUGUGAGAAAUCCUACAUCGGCUUGGCUGGGCUGAACAGACACUACAGAAUUAAGCCCAGUCACGACAAAAACCAGACUCGCUCUUCAACAGAGAGAGACUCCAAACCUUCAGAGGAACAGAGCGGAAAAGGAGCCACCAAAACUAGUCUUGUGAAAACGGCCUCCACUCAAAAGGUGCAGGCAGACUCCACAAGACCCAUAGAAAAACGCAGACCUGGGAGGCCGAAGGGAUCAGGAAACAAGGGAACUAGUCUUCCCAAACGGCUCGGACGGAAACCCAAGAGAGGAAGACGAGGACGACCCCCCAAGCACCUCACUGCAGCAGCUACUAAGGAGCAGCUGGAACAGAAACGAAGAAAUCGUCUGACGGAGUUUAUUCAGCAGUAUGAUGAUGAGGACCUGAUUGAGAUUGUUCUUCCACGUCUAGCGAAGGUCAUGACCGUGUGGGAGUUUGUAGUGAUGAAGGCAAAAAAGGGCCAGCAAUCAAAACAGCAGUUCCCCAGCGUGUAUCAUGAGUUUGAGUUAUUACACAAUGAAGUGAAGAGGAUGGCGGAGGAGCACUUCAGUAUUGCACCGGCUUCCCGACCAGCUCUAGACGUUACCAACAUGGAGGUCUUAAAAUCUCUGGGUAUAUCUGAUCCUCCGAGUGCACUGACGCACCUGAACUCCACUGUGGGACAGCCAGGUACAGCCCGGCCGAACCAGGCCGUGAAGAGCCUGCGCAGUAUUGAGAAUACUAAAAUGCUACCGCCUGCGAAGAGAUUUAAAAUGGAAAACUGCGUUGAGAAAAACUCAAACUCAGAGAUGGUUAAUCAGAACGGCAUCCAGAAGGAGGAAUCUGCUGACGGUUCCUCAGAACUGCGCGAGCCUCAGUUGGUUUUGACUCGUCUGGAGAACAUUAAUUCUGAUCCUGUGGCUGGAGAAGAGUCGACAGACUCGGAUAAUAAAGCACAGGAAGAAAGGACUGAAGAAGAGGAACCGAUGGACACGGCAGAUGCUCCUCACGAAUCGGAGGACGUCAGACUUCAGGAAGACGCUCAGGAGCAGGUUUCUGAGGUUCUGACCAGCGGAGAAAGUGUGGAUGUUUCAGAUCAGAUGGAACAGCUGGAGCAGGCCCUGAGCACAGACGCUGAACACGAGAGCGGCGCUCCUCAGGAGACAGCGGGAGAUCUACAGGACGGAAACUGUGAUCCUCCAGACGUGGGCAGCUUGAGUGAGGUAGAAACUGUGGGAGAAGCUGUUGAGAGUCAGGAGAUACAGCCUGGCCAUGCUGAGGAGGUUUUCAUUCAGACAGCAGAGGGCCUGGUGAGGCAGAGCGCUGAAGAACUCGCCUCUAAAGGUAUCGUGAUUGUGAACGGGCCUGAUGGCACCACCAUGCAUAUAGAGGCACCGGAAGGGGUUCCUUUAGAAACUGUCCACGCUCUGCUCGGUAUUGAAACUGAGAGAACGACUUGAGGAGGGAGUUCCAGCUUCCCAAACUCAUCUGUAAUUGGUCAUCCACUCCGAGCACACUGUCUGUCUGCAUUGUGGUCUUUUCCAGUGUUUUUUUCAAGGAACUUUUUAUUGCGAUUCUUUGUAAAUUUGUAAAAAAACAAAACAAAAGUAUUAUCAUUAUUGUAGAUUAGCCCAUUGUUUCAGUUUAGUCUUUUUGUUAAAUGUGAGAUCCUGAGAUUUAGGAGUUUGACACGGACUUGUUACCUUCACAUUUCUUUAUUUCUUUAUUCUAGCUGCCAAACGUUUUACUUCUCCCCCCACCUCCCCCUCGAGCAGCAGCGCUGGGAUGCAGGCGUACACACCUCCGUUCCAUGAAUUUGGGUUUGUGUGUAUUAUAUAAUUAUAUAUAUAUAUAUAAUUCAGACUGGAAGUUUAAGUUCUACUACAGCAUGGAAGAGAAGAAGGUUGGUUGAAUGCUGAGCUGAGUUUGAGUAGUACCGGUUCACGACUCGUUUGUAUUAAACCUCGUUUGAGGAUUGAGGUUUAAUGGAGUUUGAUUCAGAUGUGCUUCGUGGGAAAAAGUGUUAAAAACAAACUUUAGAUCUGAGAAACACACACAGGAAGAAGAAAGGGGACGAACAUGUCUUAAGUGUCUGAAGUCCCGGUUGACCUCUUUUGAUAAGUGUUUCAUUGUUACAUGUUAAAUAGUAGUUUGUCCAGUUCAAUGGUUGUUUAAAAAAGAAAAAGAAGAAGAAAUAUUUUAUUACUUUUUAUAUAAUCUUUGGGCAUACUGUGUUUUUUCAAAACAUCUCGACAUUUGUAAUACCAAGGGGGAAAAAAAGUUGAGCAGAUGACAUUAAAACAAUUAAAUCUU